Toxotes jaculatrix (banded archerfish) is the source of this 941-nucleotide messenger RNA. It is a transcript of the gene pglyrp5, whose product is annotated as peptidoglycan recognition protein 5. The transcript has 4 exons. Bases 28 to 531 code for a protein of 167 amino acids. Gene Ontology annotation, biological process: peptidoglycan catabolic process. The record is from RefSeq and is a predicted model, not a curated record. NCBI's taxonomy places the organism in Eukaryota, Metazoa, Chordata, Actinopteri, Toxotidae. Gene Ontology annotation, molecular function: N-acetylmuramoyl-L-alanine amidase activity; zinc ion binding.
CAAAACCAAAGGCAACAGUGCAGAGUCAUGGAGCAAAAAGUGAGCACUGUUUCGAGGGCGCAGUGGGGAGCAGCUGCCCCUAAACAGAAGGAGAGACUGAAAAGCUCGGCCCGGAGAGUUAUCAUUCACCACACUGCCCUCCCAAGAUUCACCGGCCUGAAAGAGUGCAAGGACCACAUGGUUAGCAUUCAGAGAGUGCAUAUGACAGAAAGAGGCUUCGAUGACAUUGGAUAUAAUUUUCUCGUCGCAGGAGAUGGUACAGUGUUCGAGGGGCGUGGCUGGGGUGUGGUAGGGGCACAUACAAAAGGCAACAAUCAUGACUCACUUGGGAUUGCCUUCAUGGGCAACUUCAACAAUGACACACCAAGCAAAGAGGCAAUACUGUCAGUAAAGCAGCUGCUGCAGUCCGGAGUUUGCCAGGGCUUUUUACACAAAGAGUUUUCUCUGUUUGGUCACAGAGAUCUGGGAGACACAGAAUGUCCAGGAGAAAAACUUUAUGCUGCGCUACCACAACUGAGAGAUUCCACAUAAAGUUUGCUUUGCAAAUUUUGGGUGUUUUUACCGCUUUGCACAAACUUUAACCUUUGGUAUAUAACAAGGUGAACAGGAGCUUUAUAGAUAAAACACUAAUUUUCACAAUAUUUUCAUCAUGGGUCUCUUCCUAACCAAGGGAAUGUUUGUGCUGAAACAAGAAGAGGUCCUACAGGUUUCACAACAUGUUCACAGCCUUGUUUUUUCUUGCAGCAGAGGGAGCUCUAGUUGUCAAGAAGUGCAUAAUGUUUACAAACUGUUUCAACUUAAAAGAUUGUUGGAGUGGUGCUCAGUUUUUAGUUAAUUCUAGGUGCAAUAUUAACCUCGUGUGCAAUACAUUUUACUUAGGAAUACUUUGCUUGGUAUUGUUAUUGGUGGAUUAUGGUGUAAAAUAAACAUUCACAUGAAUU